Molecule: messenger RNA, 2464 nt
Organism: Phragmites australis (common reed)
Lineage: Eukaryota; Viridiplantae; Streptophyta; Magnoliopsida; Poales; Poaceae
Exons: 3
Coding region: 511-2091 (526 amino acids)
Source: RefSeq, a predicted model, not a curated record
GUUCCGUCCCGGAACAGAACUCGCCAGGCCAGUCGUCGCCCCCUCGCUUUCCUCCGCUUUUUUGAACUCUUCUUUAGCUUUUACUCUUCUUUUCUCUUUGGCUUCCACUCCUCCCCACCCAGUCCUCCUCCUCCUCCCUUUCCUCGUCGCUUCCCUUCGUCAGGUGUUGGGCUGGCAUCCCUGGGACUGGGCUGGCUGGCCCAUCAUAGGUUACAAAAGGAGAACGACAGGAGCAGAAAGGCGUCGAACAAGACCAGACACAGACCGAAUUCUUCUUCUCCCGUUCACCCCAUUCUACUGUACAUCUUCUCCCCGAAUCCUCCCUCUUCUGCCUCUAGGCCUCUUCCUCUAGCUUCUAGAACCUUCUCGAGCUCCGUUCCCUAGCAAGGUUGCUAACACCCUUCCCGGUGCGUCCUCUGACCCUCGCAGUCGCAGCAGCUCGCCCGGAGGAAGGAAACCCUAGCGCAAGCCGCACCCGCACCGCCGCCUCCGGUCGCUGCACCUCCCCGCAUGGCGUCCCCGGCACGGCCCGCGGCCGCCUCCGUCUCCGGCGCCUUCGGCCUCCCGCCCGACCCCAAACGCUGCUCCUUCGACCAGGCGCUCCGACGAGAGCAGGAUUUUCAGGAGAACAGAUAUCUGAUGUCAUCUGUUAAUUUCCAUGAGCAAGAAAAAAUAUCUAAAAAAAUCGUAACAGAAGCUAUAGAGGACUGCAUGAAGAAACAAGCAGAUAACUUGUUGCAAUCACUGGAUGUCAUCAGUGGUAGGCUGUCACAAUUGGAGUUAUAUUGCUAUAAGCUGGAAAGGUCCAUUGGAGAAUUACGAAGUGACGUUAUGGAUUAUCACAGUGAAGCAAAUCAUAACUUCUGUUGCCUUGAAAAGCACGUGAAAGAGGUUCAGAAAUCCGUGCAGGUUCUUCAGGAUAAGCAAGAGGUUGCCGAAACUCAGAAGGAACUGAGCAAACUUCAAAUAGUAUACGAGGACUCUGCACAAAAGAGUGAAGGUACUGCUCCAUCAAUUCUUAUGACAAGAGAAAAUGAGCUUGCCCUAGUGCCGUUGCACCAAGUAAAUGCUGUUCAGUCUCCUGCUAUGCAAUUCCAAAGUUGCAAUGGCCUUAUUCUACAGCAACUGGUGCCAGUCUCUUUGAGCACCCAACAAGACCAGCAGCGCUCGAACCAAACAACCAUGUACUGCAUGCAAGGCCAAAGUCAUUUGGAGCACAGACAUGCCCAACCAUUGCAAGCUGCCGCUCAAUCUGUGCAGCCACAUACCCAGAACCCUCAGCCACAAACUGUAGUUGAGGUACCUCAGAUAACUAGUCAGACAUCAGAGUUCUACCUUCAACCUCAGCAGCAAUGGCCACAUCAAACAGCUCAGCAGGUUCAGACCCAGGCAAGGCAACCACAACCACAGGUGGUUCAGCAGGUACAUCAGCAGCAGUACAACAAUAUUCAGCAAGUUCCAGCACAUGUGGUUCAGCUGCAAACAUCUUCUCCACAGGCUCAUAGCGCACCUCAGGUCACACUGGUAUAUCCUCCAUAUGAACCUCAUCAGCCUGCGAACACCGAGGCACGCACAAGAGGCAUGGUUGUGCAGCCUUCAUACUCAACAAUUUCCUCAGCCCAGCGGAACCAUCAUGAAGUUGCUCCUAUUUAUGUGCAAAGCAAUGUAAUUUCUGUUCCAUUGGCAGAGCAGCCUCAGCAACUUCAUCUGCUUGGGAAUGGCUCUUUUGGACCUCAACCAUGCAAGGUUGGUCCAUGUGGUAUUUCAGCAUAUACGGUACAAGGGAGUGCACAGACCUACAACACUGCUUAUGGAAGCCCUUCCAGCAAUCCUGCCACUGUUGUUGCUAUCCUUAAUCAACAAGCACAUGCCAGUGCUCCGACGGUGCUUCAUCAUUUAGCACCUCAGGCUUUGCAGAAUUGUUCGGUAGACAUGGUCGAAAAGGCUGCUCAAAUGGGUUACUCAAAGGAUCAAGUUGACAACAUGGUGCUCCGUAUGGCGACUGCAGGCCAUCCUGUAGAAUUCAACCCCAUGCAUGACAUGCUGAGCUCUGUUAGCAAUGCGGUGACUCCACAGGCAUGGUCUGGGUAGUCAAGAGUGAACAACUCGGCAUCAAACCACUUUCGUUCUAUGGUGACUUGUUUUGUGAUAUAUAUCAAGGUAUCUUAUUAUCAUCGGAAUGUCAUCAGGUAUUUCCUCUGGCAUCUUUUUAUCUGCCAGCAGAUAGGUACAUAUCAUCCAGCUUAUUUUUUAAAGUCUGGAGGAUGGCGAUGAAAUAAGACUGUUAGGAUAGUUAAAUGAUGAUUGUUAGCAUGUGUCCUACCUUUUAAUGGACAUAUAUGCUUGUAAUAGUGGACUUGCAUACACAUGAGUGAUAAAUUUGUUGUUUUCACAGAAAACCCUGUUGUGACUUGCAUACGCAUGUUUUGCGGUAUAAAUGUGACAAAUUUGUUGUACGUUUUCA